AUGAUUAUAAAAUUUAAAAAUGAAGAAAAUAAUAUAAACCAUAAUAAAAAGAAAAUUGUAAUAUAUAAAAACAUAUCCCAACAACUAUUAAAUAAACUAUUAAAUCAUUUCAAAGUGAUUUGUUUUAAUCAAAUUACAAAAGAUAAUAUGAACCUUUUCAUUGACGAAAUAGAAACUGCUGAUGGCUUAAUGGGAAGAGGAUUACAGAUUGGUGCAAAAAUAUUAAACAAAGCUAAUAAUUUGAAAGUUAUUUCUGCAAUGAGUUCAGGGAUCGACCAAUAUGAUCUAAAUAUUUUAAACCAUAGAAAAAUACCUUUAAUGUACACACCUAAUGUUUCAAAUGAUUCAGUUGCUGAUCUUGCAAUUGGUUUAAUGUUAAAUUGUAGUAGAAAAAUAAAAAACUCCAUGAAGAGAAUUAAAAAUGGUGAAUGGGAAAAAAAAAUGGACUAUAAUUUUUGGUAUGGAUUGGACGUGCACCAUAAAAAAAUUGGUAUUGUAGGCAUGGGAAGGAUAGGUUUAACGCUGUCAAAAAGAGCAAGAUUUGGAUUUGAUAUGGAGGUUCUAUACCACUCUCGUACAAGACAUUUUGAUGCUGAAUCAUUGUAUGAUGCUGUAUUUUAUCAAGAUGUCGAUGAAUUAUUAAAAGAAUGUGAUUUUGUAGUAUCGAUAUUACCUCUAACAGAAGAGACUAGAUUCUUUUUUUCUGAAAGUAAAUUUUCGUUAAUGAAAAAUACCGCAAUUUUUGUUAAUGUUGGUAGAGGAGGUGUUGUAGAUGAAGUAUCGUUAAUAAAAGCUUUGAAAGAUGGUAGAAUUGCUGGCGCAGGAUUGGAUGUAUUUGAAUUUGAACCUCUUUCACCAACAUCACCACUACUGUCACUUGAUAAUCUUGUAUGUACACCACAUUUGGGAAUUGCAACAUUAGAAACCUCAAAUAAAAUUGAUGAAUGUGCUGUAAAUAAUUUAAUUAAUGUUUUAAUAAAUGGUAAUUUAGAAAAUAAUUGUUAUAAUUUUGAUUCAUUAUUUAAAUAA
This is a messenger RNA of Dictyostelium purpureum, 1029 nucleotides long. RefSeq lists its product as uncharacterized. Lineage: Eukaryota; Evosea; Eumycetozoa; Dictyosteliales; Dictyosteliaceae. Bases 1 to 1029 code for a protein of 342 amino acids. The record is from RefSeq and is a predicted model, not a curated record. The transcript has 2 exons. Gene Ontology annotation, molecular function: glyoxylate reductase (NADPH) activity; NAD binding; hydroxypyruvate reductase [NAD(P)H] activity. Gene Ontology annotation, cellular component: cytosol.